Molecule: messenger RNA, 3021 nt
Organism: Puccinia triticina
Lineage: Eukaryota; Fungi; Basidiomycota; Pucciniomycetes; Pucciniales; Pucciniaceae
Exons: 8
Coding region: 1-3021 (1006 amino acids)
Biological process (GO): maturation of SSU-rRNA
Cellular component (GO): Pwp2p-containing subcomplex of 90S preribosome; small-subunit processome
Molecular function (GO): protein binding; snoRNA binding
Source: RefSeq, a predicted model, not a curated record
AUGGUCAAGUCGUACUUUCUUCACGGUGGCACGGAAGUCUUCGGACUGGUCGCGUCCAACACGUCGAACUCACUCUUUGAUGGCAAGCGGGUAUUCGUUCCAGCGUUGGAAGAUGUGUAUGUUUGGGAUGUGAAAAGGGGCGAACUAACAGGAAUGUGGCAUGCUACUGGCCAUUAUCAUCCAGUCACAUCUAUCGCCCGUUCGCCUUCUGACCCCGACAGGUUUGCAGUUGGAUAUCAAGAUGGCUCCGUUCGGAUUUGGUCAUCAAAAUCUAAAACAGAAACUGCAGUUUUCGAAGGGCAUCGUAGGGCGAUUUCUUGCUUGGAAUGGGACAAGGAUGGGGCACGUUUGGCUAGUGGGGCUGUCGAUGGUGAAGUCAUCAUGUGGGAUGUUGCGGGAGAGAGUGGUCUUUUCAAACUGAGAGGCCACAAUAAUCGUAUUACUGGUCUAGUGUUCUUAUCGGGUUCUACUCCAGUCUCCGACCCAUCAUCCUCAACUUCUCUUCCACCCCCUUCAACACACUUACUUACCACCUCUCAGGAUACAUAUCUCAAGUUGUGGGACCUCGAAACACAGCAUACAGUCGAAUCCGUAAUCGCUCAUCGUACCGAAAGUUGGUCUGUGACUGUUAUCCCACCCUCAAGUCGGAGCGACGGUCAAGAUCCAGAUGGCAACGUAGAAGACCCUAUGUUUCUAUUAAUAACUACCGGAGGAGACGGAGAAGCCAAGCUCUGGACAUUGUCAUCAAAUAUCCUCAUAAAUGGUCCCCAACGAGCCAGCAAUGGUCAAGGUUUCAAACGAGCGAUUGUUCACAUCGGAAAUUUGGCUUUGAACACUUCAGGCGCACAUGGCAAACGUGUCUCAGGCGCUACUGCACAUCAUUACACUCUACGUGGAGGAAUAAGUGGUAUUGCUAUCGCUUUCCAAGUCGGAGAUCGUUCUGUAGAAGUUUGGCGGAUUCGCAGUGUCGAAGAAGUCAAGAAGAAACAGGCCCGGCGCAAAAAGAAAGAAGCGGCAAAAACUCGGAAAUCUGGAGAAAAGAAAGACUCUGAAGAGAAGAAAGACACAACGGACGCAGAACAAACAGUCACUUGGCUAGACCGCCUGUGUCCCUGGAUCAUGCUAAGAGGAUCCGGAAAAAUUGCGUCUUUUGCUUUCCCUCCGACAUCGAAUCUUGCUUUAUUUCCUUCCGCGGAGCGACCUGCAGAAUUACAAAUCCUUCUUGCUCUAUCAAACAAUUCGGUCGAAGUAAUGUCGAUUCCCAGGCCGACUACUUCUGCCAAAUGGGCAUCCCUGGAGGCCGAAAAUCUGUACAAGGUCGCCUUGCCCGGCCACCGAACCGAUAUCCGGACAGUCUGCUUGUCCUUUGACGAUCAGCUUUUAGCCAGUGGCAGCAACGGCUCAUUGAAAAUUUGGAAUCUGAAAACUCAAAAAUGUAUCCGCACCAUGGAAUGUGGCUAUGCCCUCUGCGGCACUUGGCUUCCCGGUAACAAACAUGUCUUGAUCGGAACAAAGGAUGGCCGUUUGAUGUUGUAUGAGCUCAGCUCAUGUGCUUUGUUGCAAAGUUGUGAAGCUCACACUGGUGCAAUUUGGUCUAUCGACCUCCGACCAGAUGGAAAAGGGUUUGUGACGGGCGGUGCCGAUAAAUGCGUCAAGUUCUGGAACUUUACGGCUAAGAAGACUUCUGUCGAACCAGUCAAUCAAGACAAUUCGGAUACCACUUCCUUCAGCCAAAAAACAUUAUCUCUGUCAAUGUCACAUUCCAAAACGAUGAAGAUGUCGGAUGAUGUGCUUGGUGUUCGGUAUAGCCCAGACUUCAAAUUCUUGGCAGUCUCAACUUUGGAUUCAACGGUCAAGAUCUUUUUCCAAGACACUCUGAAAUUCUUCUUAUCCCUCUAUGGUCACAAGCUUCCGGUAUUAGACAUGGACAUUUCGUUUGAUUCAAAACUCAUCGUCACCUGCUCUGCUGAUAAGAAUGUCAAGAUUUGGGGUCUUGACUUUGGAGAUUGUCACAAAUCAAUUUUCGCUCAUGAAGAAAGUGUGAUGCGUGUGGCCUUUGAAAGCGGUUCGCAUUACUUUUGGACCGUCGGUCGGGAUAAACUAGUGAAGUAUUGGGAUGGAGACAAGUUUGAAAAUAUUCAAACGCUCACUGGUCAUCAUAAAGAAGUUUCUUCGCUCGCCGUCAGUCACAACGCCAAGUUUCUUGUUACCGGUUCGUUUGAUAAGUCGAUUCGGAUUUGGGAAAAGACCGACGAGCCACUCUUCCUUGAAGAAGAACGAGAAAAAGAGCUAGAACGGCUCUAUAACCAAGAAGAAAACGAACAAGCAGACCUGAUGGCAGUGCGACAGCAGAAAUUGAAGGAGAGUGGAAAGGAGGGCGAAGUUGAGGAGGCUGGUGCAGUAUUGAAACAGACAGCCGAGACUCAGAUGGCGGGUGAGAAGAUAAUCGAGGCACUUAAUCUUGCAGCCGAAGAUUUGGAAGCGUUCGCAAAUUACCAAUCAGUCAAAGCUUCUAUGAAAGAUCCAGCUAUGGCCAAAAAGUUGGCUCCUCCCGCGCGGAGUGCGAUCUUCUCGGCGUUCAACAACAUCUCUGCUCAUGCAUAUGUGCUUAAGGUGGUGGAGAAAGUGCCACGACCGGCACUUGAAGACGCAUUACUGGUUUUACCUUUUGCACAAGUGACAAUGCUGCUCACGCACAUAGACCAUUGGAUCUCGAAGGGUUGGUCGAUCCCUCUAGUCUGCCGGAUCCUGUUCUUUCUACUUCGGACGCACGAAUCCCAGAUCACUGCGACCAAUGGCUUGAAAACGUCGAUCAAUUCGAUCCAGAAGAAGCUCUCGACCCGCUUGUCCAAACACAGAGAGAUGGUCGGCUACAAUGUCGAGGCGAUAAAGUUCUUGAACCAAUCCUUGGAUCUCCAGCAGCAAGGAAAACGGUUCUUUGAUGAUCCGGACCUUAAGUCGGUCGAUGAGAUUCGUGGGAUGAUCGGAAAUACCCAGAAGAGACGCAAAGUAGUCAUUUAA